This is a messenger RNA of Neltuma alba, 1697 nucleotides long. Its product is annotated as GDSL esterase/lipase EXL3-like. Gene Ontology annotation, molecular function: lipase activity. The coding region runs from base 382 to 1485 and encodes 367 amino acids. The record is from RefSeq and is a predicted model, not a curated record. Lineage: Eukaryota; Viridiplantae; Streptophyta; Magnoliopsida; Fabales; Fabaceae. The transcript has 5 exons. Gene Ontology annotation, cellular component: extracellular region. Gene Ontology annotation, biological process: lipid metabolic process.
CCUUCGGCCAAAAAAAAAAAAACCUAAGAACUGCAAUAAUAUAUUAAUAUGACUUAAAAGUAACUGAGCAAAAUAACGUGGUAUGGGCUGGAUUUAUUGACUUCUGACUCUGAGACGCGGUCUGGCUAUAUACGCAAAGAAACACGCAAUCACGUCCAUACGUUUCAAAUGCCAGUAUGUUAGAUGAACUGAUUUAAUGCACGUGCAAUAAAUGAGAUUGACCUAAAAGCGCGCACACAGAGAGAGAGAGAGACUGUACAUAAAGGAAGGCAACAGGGAACCCAAAAUGAGAGAUUUGAGGUGGAGGAAAAAUCACCGGUGCAAUCCCCAAUCAUAUGAACGUGUAGAGAAUAAAGAGCAAAAAGCAACGAAGCAGGUGCAAUGGUUGCAGUACGUGGCAGUGAGAGACUGUCGGAAGUGUUUGGGGUGGUGAUGAUUGUACUGUUAUCAUCAUCAGUGCUAUGGUGGAAAACGGAGGGGGUGGUGAAGCUGCCGGAAAAUGCGACGGUACCGGCGGUGUUGGUGGUCGGAGAUUCCAUAAUGGACACAGGGAACAAUAACUACAACCCGACGACGUUGGCUCGAUGCAAUUACAGGCCCUAUGGCAAGGACUUCGAAGGAGGCAUCCCCACCGGUCGGUUCGGCAACGGAAAAGUUCCCUCCGAUCUCAUUGUGGAAGAAUUGGGAAUCAAGCAACUGCUGCCAGCAUAUUUGGAUCCGAAUCUGCAACCUCAGGAUCUGCCCACAGGCGUGUGUUUUGCAUCGGGUGGCUGCGGAUAUGAUCCUUUGACCUCCAAAUUAGCCUCAGCUAUAUCGCUGUCUGAUCAAGUAGAAUUGCUUCGACAAUACAAGCAGAGGCUAAAAGCACUUGUUGGAGAAGACAGAAGCGAUUUCAUCAUAUCGAACAGCUUCGUUUUCGUGGUAGCAGGCAGUAAUGACAUUUCCAACACUUACUUCCUCUCUCACGCUAGACAAGUCCAGUAUGAUGUCCCUACUUACACUGAUCUUAUGGUCACUUCUGCUUCUGACUUAGUAAAGGAUUUAUACGAAGUGGGUGUAAGAAAAGUUGGAGUGUUCAGUGCGCCGCCAAUAGGGUGUGUUCCAUCUCAGAGAACAUUAGCUGGAGGAGUAGAAAGAAACUGUGUAGACACAUACAACGAGGCAGCGGAGUUGUUUAACUCCAAGCUCUCCAAAGAGAUGGCUUCCCUUAAUAGCCAAUUGCCCAGCAGCAGAAUUGUUUACAUUGAUGUUUACAGCCCUCUGCUUGAUUUAAUCGUCAACUACCGGCAAUAUGGGUUCAAAGUUGGGGACCGCGGAUGUUGUGGCACAGGCAAAAUAGAGGUAGCAGAGUUGUGCAAUCAUCUCCAACAGACAUGCGCCGAUGAUUCAGAAUAUGUGUUUUGGGAUAGUUUUCAUCCAACUGAAACUGCUUACAGAAAACUUAUCCGUCCCCUCCUUACUAAAUAUCUCCACCAAUUCUUCUGACCCAAUUUCUCAGGAUGAUAUUAGUGCCCAUACCAUUAUCUUCAUCGCUUAUAUAAUUUACAUAGCAGAAUUACGUCAACAGCCAGAAGACAUAAGAUCAUAUGGAGUUAUAAGGGUGAUCAUUUUCACUGUGAUAUCAUAGGGUGGCUUUAAUUGUCUCUCUAGUGUCCUCUUUUUGUUUAUUUAUCCUUAUUUGUUGAAGAUUUUCAACA